This is a messenger RNA of Manihot esculenta (cassava), 1717 nucleotides long. RefSeq lists its product as uncharacterized. Lineage: Eukaryota; Viridiplantae; Streptophyta; Magnoliopsida; Malpighiales; Euphorbiaceae. The record is from RefSeq and is a predicted model, not a curated record. The transcript has 4 exons.
UAUGCAUAAGGCACCAGAAAAUAUUUAGCAAAUCUCUGUCGUAGCGUGCAUCAGUUUUGAGCAAAAUGACCUUCAACGAUGAUGAGCAGAUUGUUAUCCCUGAAGUCUCAGGGUCAAAACCAGUAGCAAUCAUACCAGGAAGAGUUCAGGUGGUAAGCAUAAACAACAACAUGGUACCAUUCGAAGAAACCAAACUCAGGGUGAUGUUGGAGAUCACAGGCGGAGAUUCCAGCAACGAUAGACCUGGAUUGGACCUCGUAGCCAUAUUAGAUGUCAGCGGAAGUAUGGCCGGAGAAAAGCUAGCAAAAGCCAAAACUGCCAUGCUCUUUGUAAUCAAGAAACUUAGCUUUAUUGAUCGUUUGUCUAUUGUCACUUUCUCUGGAGAUGCCAAAAGGUUGUCCCCGUUGAGCCAGUUAACUGAAAAUUCUCAAAAGGAUUUUGAAAAUCUGAUCAAUGGUUUAAAAGCUGACGGUAAUACCAACAUCACUGCUGGACUUUAAACUGGGAGCAUUUUUUCAAAUCGUAGACUCAGCGGCGGGCGUUCGGUUGGCAUCAUGCUUAUGUCUGACGGUGAGCAAAACGCCGGUGGUGAUGCUGCCCAGGUUCCGGUCGGCAAUGUGCCUGUACACACAUUUGGUUUUGGCAUAAAUCACGAACCGAGGGUACUCAAAGCUAUUGCAGAUAAUAGCAUUGAAGGAACGUUCUCAGAAGUUCAAAACGUCGACCAACUGAGCGUAUCUUUCUCACAGUGCUUGGCCGGACUUCUCACUCGAGUUGUUGAGGAUCUAAAGCUGACAGUCAAGCCAUUUAAAGGCGAAUCAACCAUAGAGCAAGUAAUCGCCGGAACCUAUCCAAAAUCCAAGAACGAUGCCACUGGCUCUGUAACUGUUAUGUUUGGUGGUCUUUAUGCAAUAGAGGUGCGCAAGGUCUUGGUGGACCUUCUUCUUCCAUCUGUUACUCAAGAGCGAGGUGUUGAUGUUCUUGAAAUUACUUACUCAUAUAGCUUUCAAGGAACACCGUUUGGGUCCAUUCCUGGGAUUCUUACUGUACGCCGCACCGGGAAAUUCACAGAUCAGCAAGAGAGACCAGAGGUGAUAGCUGAGGAGACUCGUCUCCGAAUUGCAAGUAUGAUAAGAGAAGCAAGAGUCUUGGCUGACAGCAAAAAUCUUGAUAAAGCUCGAGACAAGCUCAUUGAAGCUCAGAACUUGUUGGAGGAUGUGGAUGAUGAAUCUAACCCGUUUGUUGAGAUGUUGAGGUCUGAGAUACAACAGCUUUUGAAAUUGAUGAAAUCGCAAGAAAUAUAUGAAAAGAAAGGGCGUCCUUUUGCACUCUCCUCUGAAACUUCCCAUGAACGCCAACGUUUUGCUGCAAGAGGUGAUGUUGAAAGUCUAAGGCUGUUUGCGACUCCUCGGAUGGACAAAUAUCUUCAGCAAGCUCAGUCUUUUGAUGAGGAUCCCAGCAAGCCAUUGCCCUCGGUGGAUGAGGAUGUGAAGGAAGAAAUCGCCGCCAAUCCUCUUGCUCCUAUUGCCGGUGCUCUUAGCUUCUACAUUAAGACGGCAAUUCAGGCUCUCCAGGCCAUUGAAAAAAUACUCAACAGAGGCCUUUGAUUACUUAAUUAAUUAUGAACUCUCCCUGGGUUUCAGUUUGUGUAAACUCGUCAGCUUUCAAAUAAUUAAUCUUCGAGUGCCAAUAAAAAGAUGAAAAAUGAUUAGUUUCA